CCUUGCUGGUGUUUCCAGAAGCGCCACGUUGGUCGUCGCCUACAUCAUGACCAUCACCGACUUCGGCUGGGAGGAUGCACUGUCUGUUGUGCGCGCAUCGAGAUCGUGUGCCAAUCCUAACACUGGAUUCCAGCGGCAGCUGGAGGAGUUCGAGAAAAAUGACGUUGCUCGUUUCAGAGAGUGGCUCAGAGCAGAAUACGGCGAGACCUCCGUGCGAGAUGACCAGGAGGCCAAGGAGCUCCUGCAGAAGUACAAAGCACACGCAGCUGCCCAGCUGAACCCACCGGGAAGGCAGUGGAACGAUACCUUUUCGUCGGUGGCCUCCUUGUCAGUGACAGCUCCUCAGUAGGGCCAACCAAUGAUUCAUCCCAUCGACGGAAAUACAAAUCCGUCCACUAAAAAAAAAAUUGCAUUCACUAGGCAGGGCGACUCGCUCUCAUUUUCUCCUGCAACUGCACAAAAAAGGGACUUCUCGGUUGUCCGUAGUCAGUCCAUCCUGGGGUGCCUCAAUUCUCCGAGGAGCAGGUCUCCAGAAUCCUUCCUUUGACAGCAUGGCCGUUGUCAGACACACAACGAAGACUGGCGACGUUGUGCAGGUAUCGCAGCUGUUCUUCUUCCUUGGCGGUUGACCCUUUCACAGCCUUCCGGUGGGACGGGUGAGGACCACGCCAGUUUCUGCCUGCAGAGAUGCCAAAUCGUUUUCCAGGUCUCUGUCUUCUUCAGGUUGCCCACGUAUCCAGGAUUUUUGCACAACUGCACUUUUUGGUCAAAGCUUCCAGUUCUUCGUUUAGCUUCACUUAGAAUGGACUGGUCUAAAGAAGGGAAAUGGCCAGGCCAAGAAAACUUCAUGCUCAUUCGGCCGUCACUGUUUGGUUUUGGGAAAUUCCGCAGCCCUGUCAAAAAGAAAAGCUCAGGCUAUGCUAAUCCAUAUCUCCUGCUUGAGUAUUCCUCCUUUGGGUCCCCGCUGAAGUGAAUAUACAGCUCACGUAGUUGUAUAUUUUAACAGUGUUCUAAUGUAAAGCAAAAGUAUUAACGGGUAAUUUUUGCCAGCCUCUGUUAUCCCGGCUUUAGACCUCCAAAGUAGUUCACUUUAAAUUAUUUUUUCAGGAGCGGGUCUGAAAGAAUAUUGCAGAUGUAUGUAUUUAAAAGAUUAAAGCAGAGUUAUGAUGGAUAUUGUGCUAUAAUAAAAAGUUACUCGUCCUCACUCCUGCCAGUACU
Gekko japonicus is the source of this 1218-nucleotide messenger RNA. RefSeq names its product dual specificity protein phosphatase 22-like. Gene Ontology annotation, biological process: dephosphorylation; transforming growth factor beta receptor signaling pathway; regulation of cell population proliferation. Lineage: Eukaryota; Metazoa; Chordata; Lepidosauria; Squamata; Gekkonidae. The record is from RefSeq and is a predicted model, not a curated record. Gene Ontology annotation, cellular component: cytosol. Gene Ontology annotation, molecular function: protein tyrosine/serine/threonine phosphatase activity. The transcript is spliced from 2 exons. The annotation marks the transcript as partial.